Messenger RNA from Mauremys mutica (yellowpond turtle), 3546 nucleotides. Its product is annotated as zinc finger protein 501-like. The record is from RefSeq and is a predicted model, not a curated record. NCBI's taxonomy places the organism in Eukaryota, Metazoa, Chordata, Testudines, Geoemydidae. The transcript is spliced from 4 exons. Bases 47 to 1513 code for a protein of 488 amino acids. Gene Ontology annotation, molecular function: RNA polymerase II cis-regulatory region sequence-specific DNA binding; DNA-binding transcription factor activity. Gene Ontology annotation, biological process: regulation of transcription by RNA polymerase II.
CCAGCCCGGCCCGGCCCCUGCCCCGGGGGCCCCGCUCGGAGGGAAGAUGCUGGUGACCUUCGAGGAUGUGGCUGUGUAUUUCACCCAGGGGCAGGGGGUUCUGCUGGACCCCGCCCAGAGAGCCCACUACAGGGACGUCAUGCAGGAGAACUAUGAGACAGUGACCUCGCUGGGAUUCCCCAUUCCCAAACCUGACCUGAUCAGCCAGCUGGAACGAGGGGAAGAGCCGUGGGUUCCCGAUCUCCAGUCCUGUGAGAGAAGAGAGAUUCUGAGAGGUGCCCACACAGCAGGUGAUGAGACAGUGAGUGAGACCGAGGAGGGGAAUCAAGAGAAGGAAGUUCCUGGGCACGGAGAAUCACAGGGGACCUUUUUGGGAAGAGCUGCAGGGAAUUUUUCCCAGUGCUGGGAACAGGGAGAUGAUGGGGAAAAUUGGCGGAGGUCAGAUAGGCUUCCGGGAAACCACUCAAGGAAGCAAAUGGAUAAAUCUAUUAUAUGUGGGGAAGGACACAGCGAUCCCACAGCCCGACAGACAACCUCCAAGAAAGACAAAAGCUAUGAAUGUCCUGGUUUUGGGAAAGGAAUCGUUCUGAGACCACAGCUUGUUACACCUCAGGAAAUCCAAACUGGAAAGAAAUCACUUCAGUGCUUGGACCGUGGAGAAAGCUUCAAUAACCGCUCAGAUCUUAAUAACCAUGGGAGAAGCCACACAGGAGAGAGACCCUCUCAGUGCCUUGAGGGCAGGAAUUAUUUAAAUUUGAAGUCAACACUGAUUACACAGGAGACAGUGCACACUGGAGAGAGACCACAUAAGUGCUUAGAGUGUGGGAAAAGUUUCGUAUGGAGGUCAGCCCUACUUAGUCACCUGGCAAUACACACUGGAGAGAGACCCCAUAAGUGCUUAGAGUGUGGAAAAAGUUUCAUACAGAAGUCACACCUUGUUGCACAUCAGGUAAUCCACACUGGAGAGAGACCCCAUCAAUGCUUAAUCUGUGGGAAAAAUUUCAUACGGAGGUCAACCCUUCUUAUACAUCAAGCAGUCCACACUGGAGAGAGACCCCAUAAGUGUUUAGACUGUGGGAAAAGUUUCAUAUGGAGGUCAGGCCUUGUUUUUCAUCAGAGAAAACACACGGGAGAGAGACCUCAUAAGUGCUUAGACUGCGGAAAAAGUUUCAUAGAGAGGUCAGACCUUGCUAAACAUCAGAUCAUCCACACAGGAGAGAGAUCCCAUAAGUGCUUAGACUGCGGAAAAAGUUUCAUAGAGAGGUCAGGCCUUGCUAAACAUCAGAUCAUCCACACAGGAGAGAGAUCCCAUAAGUGUUUAGACUGUGGGAAAAGUUUCCCACAAAGAUCAAAUCUUAUGGAACAUAAGAUAAUCCACACAGGAGAGAGAUCCCAUAAGUGCUUAGACUGUGGGAAAAGUUUCACACGGAGAUCUGCCCUCAUUAAACAUGGGAGAAUCCACACUGGAGAGAGACCCUACAAGUGCUUAGACUGUGGGAAAAGUUUCACAUAGAGAUCUGCCCUCGUUAAACAUGGGAGAAUCCACACUGGAGAGAGACCCCACAAGUGCUUAGACUGUGGGAAAAGUUUCAUACAGAAAUCAACCCUUCUUAUUCAUCAAAAAAUCCACACAGGAGAGAGACCCCACAAAUGCUUAGACUGUGGGAAAGGUUUUAUACAGAGAUCAGCCCUUCUUCAUCAUCAGGCAAUCCACACUGGAGAGAGACCCCAUAAAUGCUUAAUUUGUGGGACAAGUUUCAUACGGAGGUCAGACCUUGUUAAACAUCAGGAAAUCCACACUGGAGAGAGACCCCAUAAGUGUUUAGACUGUGAAAAAAGUUUCGUACGGAGGUCAACCCUACUUGCACAUCAAAAAAUCCAUACCGGAGAAAGACCCCAUAAGUGCUUAGACUGUGGGAAAGGUUUCAUACGGAGGCCUGACCUUGUUAAACAUCAAGCAAUCCAUACAAGAGGGAGACCAUAAGAGUUAAGAAAGUGUGUAAAUGGUAUUGGGACCAUUUCAAGAAAUAGAGACUAGAGCUUUGAAAUGUAACCUGGUGUUGUUAAGAAAUUGAAAGAAGAUAGUAGUGCUGUUGAUUAAUUGCAAUUAACUCAAGUAAUUAACUUCAAAAAAAAUUCAUCGUGGUUAGAAAUGUUAAUCUUGAUGUUAAAUAAUAGAAGAGCAAUUGGAAUUUUUUUGGAUGUUUUUCUACGUUUUCUUAUAUAUUGAUUUCUAUCACAACAAAAUAGAAAGUGUACAGUGCUCACUUUACAUUAUUUUUAUUACAAAUAUUUGUACUGUAAACAUGCAAAAUAAAAAUAGUCUUUUUUCCAAUUCACCUCAUACAAGUACUGUAGUGCAAUCGCUUUAUCAGGAAAGUGUAGCUUAAAAACACAGAUUAUUUUACUUACAUAAGUGCACUCAAAAAUAAAGCAGUUAAAAACUUUAGAACCUAGAUGUCUACUGUUCAUUUUCUGCCGAUCACUAAGGCAAACAAGUUUGUUUACAUUUAUGGGGGAGAAUGCUGCCUGCUUUUAAUUUAUGAUGUUACCGGAAAGUGUGAGAAGGUGUUCACAUGGCAUGUCUGUAGCUGGCCGUGCAGGUAUUUAUGUGCAAGAUAUGCUAAACCUGCCUAUGUCCCUUAAUGCUUCAGCCACCAUUCCAGUGGACAUGCUUCCAUGCUGAUGAUGCUCAUUUAAAUAAAUAAUUAAUUAAUUUAAUUUGUGGCUGAACUCCUUGGAGGAGAAUUGUAUGUCCCCUGUUCUGUUUUACACACAUUCUGCCAAAUAUUUCAUAAUAUGGCAGUCACGGAUAAUGACCUAUCACAUGUUCGUUUUAAGGACACUUUCACUGCAGAUUUGACAAAACGCAAAGGAAGUAACCAUCUGAGAUUUCUAAAGGUAGCUACAGCAUUCGGCUCACUGUUUAAGAAUCUGAAGUACCUUCCAAAAUCUGAGAGGGAUGAGGUGUGAAGCAUGCUUUCAGAAAUCUUAAAAGAGCAACACACUGAUUGGGGAAACUACAGAACCCGAACCACCAAAAUAGAAAAUCAUUCCUCUGCUGGUGGCAUCUGACUCAGUUGAUGGAAAUGAACACAUGUUGGUCUGGUCUGCUUUGGAUCGUUAUCUAUUAGAACCCGUCAUUAGCAUGGAGGCAGGUCCCCUGGAAUGGUGGUUCCAGCAGGAAGGGACACAUGACUCUUUAGCGCAUCUGGCACAUAAAUAUCUAGCGACGCCAGCUGCAAUAGUGCCACGAGAACGCCUGUUCUCACUUUCAGGUGACAUUGUAAACAAGAAGCGGGCAGCAUUAUCUACUACAAAUUGUAACCACACUUGUUUUUCUGAGUGAUUGGCUGUAUAAGAAGGAGGACUGAGUGGAGUUGUAGGCUCUAGUUUUAUAUUGUUUUAUUUUUCAACGCAGGUAUUUUUUGUGCGUAAUACUACAUUUGUAAGUUCAACUUUCAUGAUAAAGAGAUUGCACUACAGUACUGGCACUUGGUGAAUUGAAAAAUACUAUUUUGUUUUUUUACAGUGCAAAAAAAGGCA